This is a messenger RNA of Mizuhopecten yessoensis (Yesso scallop), 7337 nucleotides long. RefSeq names its product dnaJ homolog subfamily C member 7-like. Gene Ontology annotation, molecular function: protein binding. The transcript has 13 exons. The record is from RefSeq and is a predicted model, not a curated record. Lineage: Eukaryota; Metazoa; Mollusca; Bivalvia; Pectinida; Pectinidae. Bases 39 to 1529 code for a protein of 496 amino acids.
UCUGAAUUCUCGCGAGGUUUUGUUCCUGUUCAACCACAAUGUCGGAAGGCGAUGAGAUGGAAGUUGAGUCCCCAACAAUUGAAAAAGAUCCUUCAAUAUUUGCAGAGGAAAAGAAAGAAGAAGGAAAUGCUUUUUACAAGAAAAGACAGUACCUGGAGGCUCUCAAUUGUUACUCCAAAGCUAUCGAACUUUGUCCAACAUAUGCGUCCUAUUAUGGAAACAGAGCAGCCACCUACAUGAUGCUGUACAAGUACAUGGAGGCAUUGGAGGAUGCACGACAGUCUGUCCGGAUCGACAGGGCCUUCGUAAAGGGCUAUGUCCGAGAGGGGAAGUGUCACCUGGCACUAGGAGAUCAUAUUGCUGCUGGGCGAUCCUACCAACAAGUCCUCAUGUUGGAACCUGAAAACAACGCAGCAAAAGCAGAUUUAGCCCUCGCAGAUCGUGUACAGAAAUUUGAGGAGAUGGCUGAAGUUGACUACCAGAAAGGAGACUUUAGGAAGGUGUUAUAUUGUAUGGAGAGGUGUAUAGAACAGUGUCCAGCUUGUAUGAAGUUCAGAAUCAGAAAAGCUGAGGUAUUAGCUCUACUCGGCCGAUACCAAGAAUCACAGGAAUUUGCCAAUGAUAUAUUACACAAAGAUGGCAUGAAUGCUGAUGCUAUACAUGUACGUGGAAUGUGUUUAUAUUACCAAGACAACAUAGACAAAGCUUUCCAGCAUUUCCAGCAAGUUCUGAGAUUAGCGCCAGACCAUCAACAAGCCAAGGAAAUAUACAGAAAAGCCAAAGCCUUAAUAGCUAAAAAAGAAGAAGGAAACAAAGAAUUUCGGUCGGGAAACCUACAGGCAGCAUACAAUCUAUACACAGAGGCGUUAGCCAUUGAUCCUAACAACAAAUUCACAAAUUCUAAACUUUACUUCAACAGAGCGACAGUUGGCUCAAAGUUAAAUCGGGUGGAGGAAGCCAUUGCUGACUGUACGAGAGCUGUCGACCUCGAUGACACGUAUAUCAAAGCUUAUCUACGGCGUGCAAAAUGUUAUAUGGAAACAGAACAAUAUGAAGAUGCAGUCCGAGAUUAUGAAAAAAUUCUUAAAUUGGAUAAAUCACAAGAAAAUAAACGAUUAUUACAAGAUGCCAAAUUAGAACUUAAGAAAAGUAAAAGGAAAGACUAUUACAAAAUAUUAGGGGUAACAAAAACAGCAUCAGUGGAUGAGAUCAAGAAAGCGUACAGGAAGCGAGCUUUAGUGCAUCACCCUGAUCGUCACAGUCAUGAUUCACCAGACGUACAGAAGGAAGAAGAGAAAAAAUUCAAAGAAGUUGGGGAAGCAUAUUCAGUAUUGUCUGAUGAACGUAAGAAGAGCAGAUACGAUUCUGGGGCUGAUUUGGACGAAUUGGAAGGAGGUGCAGGAUUUGAUUUCGGCGUGGACCCUAACCAGAUAUUUCAGACAUUUUUCACUGGUGGAGGAGGUCCUGGUUUUAGUUUUGGCGGACCCCAAAACACGGCUCCAGGCGGUUUUACAUUUCAGUUUGGUUAAGAUGAACUGUUGUCUCUUCUCAGUGAAAUCAUUUUCUCAAUCACCUGUGAUUGUGUGUUUAUGACAUGGAUACUAGUGCAUGUUGACAUUGAAAUGAUGUUCAGGAAGACGAGGCCAACUGGUAAAGUUCCAAGGAUUCAGAGAGACGACACACCUAGACUGUCUUACUUGGUUCUAGGAUUAUUUCCCCAUUGAAACACUACUGUUAGAUGUUGGAAGAUAUUGGAAUUUUAAAAUAAAAAUUGAAGUCCUGUAUUCAACUCCAUCCCAGGAGAGAAUACUUUGGUGACUUGCUUAGUAGACCCAAGGUCUUUUGUCUUCCAAGACAUCUAGGCAUACAGAACGUAUACAGGUAAUAAUUUAUUCCUUCAGUGCAAUUCUGGAGAUAUAGCAACAUUCUUGUCUGGAAUGGCUCUCAUCAAAACUUGUGUCAACAAGUAAAUCUAAAAACAUUGACACAAUUUCUUAGGAAAACAUUGAUUUUCUAUCAAGUUUUCAUUUAUUCCUUUAACGCUUAUUCACAAUAGUUGGAUAUCUGUUACAAACAUCCAAAUGACAGGAUCAUUCAAAUCUCUGUCGGUGACAGAAAAAACAUUCUGUAUUUAUCAUGGAACUUGUUAAAUAUGAGUUAUAUAUGCACAGACAAGUUAUACGAAAAAUAUUUGGUAUCAGUUUAUUUUAAAGACAUGCAUUGUAUAUAUUCAUCAAGCAUUGCCGAUAUGUGCAUGUAAUUUUGUUUGUCAUGUGAAUAUGAGAUAGAAUUAGAUGAUGAAUAUGUCAGUGGGUUCAAUCAUUCCUGGCGUCAUAUUCAUCCAAAUAUGUAAUUAAAACCGUGAUUGUUAUUUUAAGAUUCAGUAAAGGACACCCCGGUGAAUCGGGCUCUGAUAGAAGUUUGGAAAACUCGCUCUCUGACCACUGAAUGCAAGAGCUGGUCAUUGGGAUAUAAAUACUAAUAAAACUGAACUAGAUUAGUCCGAGUCUUGUACACAUAUUCCCAAAAUCUACAUUUCGGUGCGAUUUUCUCUUUCUCUCCAAAUUCAGAGAGAAAAACACUCUUGAAAUUGAAAAGUCCAGUCAAAUGGCUUUUCAAUCUGAAAUUUCAAGAAAACAUUUCGUAAAUCAGUAGAUUUGUCAUUUAUCAUCGCCAUAUGUAUAGUAUCACUGUUAAAAAGUUCUAAUAAGAUUUUCAAGAAAUUCCUCAAACUUGAUGAGGUUUUGGUGUUUGAUUUUUAGGACACGAUUGUUUUCUAGUGUCAUUUGCAAACUGUAACAUUGUUCAAAAAUAGAUUACCGUAAACAUACCCACCUUAUAUUUUAAUGUCUAUAGUCAUGAACCCUCAUCAACUGUAGGAAAUCAGUUACACAUCAUUAAUGAUGUGGAUGAGUGCAUAGGUUGUGUUUAGAAUGGACAAUUUUAAAACUCUGCGCUAUUAUGGGAAAGUGUUUCCGAAAUAAAAAUGAAUGACCAAAAUGUUCAUUAACUAUAGAUGCUAAGUAACUGUGGCAUCACAAUAAACAUGUAUGUAGUUGACCUAGAUAUUAGAUAAACUUGCCACGUAUUGAUAGGAAUUACAGCAGUAAUCAUGGUGGUGAAUAUUAAAUAGAGACAUGUUUUAUUUUCUUAAUGGUUCAUCACAUAUUUUUGAUAAAGGGAUGAAUAUCAGAAAACUGGACAAAUUCAGACAUGAUAUUCUUAACUUAAUCCGAACACAACUAUUGUGUGUUACCAUGUGACCACUUAUCCUUACAAACCAUUGUCCUUUCUAGCUGGUCAGUUCUGACCAUUCCAUAGGCAUAUAUUUUGUUGCUAUUUUCUAGUCACAAUGAGAUGAAAAUUGCAUCUAAGUCCACUAAAAUUUAAUAAUCCUUUCACUGGUUAUAUGGAGUAAAUAAUCUGAUCGAACAGUGUUUGUUUAAACUCCCUAGGAUAAAUAAUCUGAUCUAACAGUGUUUGUUUAAACUCCCUAGGAUACAAAGGCAUCAAUGUCUAGGAUAGACAUACAGGGUUAUCAGGGGUUUCAUUUGUAGCCGGUGAAAAUACCCUCUUAUUACAGAUAUUUACCAGCUGCAAAAAUGUACUUUCGUGAAAGAAUUAGAAGAAUGAUGAGGAAUUAUGAAGAAUACUGAAAUAACUGUCUACUUUGUGUAGAUACACACAACCUGAAAUCUAACUAAACCCCUGAGUUACCAUAGUUUUCGGCCUAAAUAUAGAAUAAUAAUGAAGAAUAACGAUUUGGGACCCUAAAAUUGAGCAUUUUCAACCAGUGAAUUUACUUAAUUAUUCCUAUAUUCUAACAUGUAAUGAUUUCAUCUGAAAGAACAGCUCAAAAGAUGCCAUCUAAAGGUGUUUUCCCCCUAGAGUAUACCUACAUUAUGCUUUUAAUUCUGAGCACACUAGUCUCCCCCAUAGAAAUUUCAAAAAGUUAGCAUGUAUGGACUUUGCUUAAACAUUAUGAAGGGUAUAUAACUAAAUGUCGGUGAUGAUGCCAGCUUUUUCCAAGUGAAAAUUUCAAGCAGAUAACUAUAAAGUCAUUUUUGGAAUGAGUAUGAGACAUCACUGUCAAUUUUCCAACUGGCAAUUAUUUACCCGAUCAAUGUACACCAAUAGGGGAGGUAACUCUAUCAUACCUAUGGAAUCUCAUAAAUUUCCUUUCAAAACGGGUUACAAUAUACUAUAACCUGAUAUAUGUUUCUAUGUAUAGAAAACGAUGUUUGCUUGCUGCACAUGUUGUAUCCUUAUUUUAGGUACAAUGCUUGGAAGUUCCUUUUUCAUUUAUCUAACAGUACAUAAGCUGUUCCUUUAUAAAGAUCAGUUUAUGAUUGGAUUGGGUGUUGUAAUGAAUUCAAAUAUGUUUACAGUUAACUUGUAUAAUGUCUGAUGAAUAUUCAUUAUAUGCAAUGCAUGUCUUAUGAAUAUUCAUUGUAUGUGGUACAUGAUUUCUUAUGAAUAUUCAUUAGUUGUAACCGCAAUUUGAUUCUCAUUACAUUAUUUAAAUUUUGUGUGUGGCCAGCAACAGUCAAAUGAUUGUCUUUCCAACUUGCCUGGGUGAUUAUCAUAAGUUGGCGAGGCAAUCAUCAGUGUCUGGUUACUGAAUGUGAUCACCUCAUCGGAUGGUUAUGUCCGAUGUUGCAGUAAAAAUAUGUUUUGGUAUUUUUUUUGUACAAAAAGCGAGAAGACAUUAAAUUCUGUACAUGUAACAGUGUUGUAUACGUGUUAUAAACAUGUCUUUAUUAAAGAUUGUGUAGGCCUGUUCAUGGCAGUUUAUGAAUGGGGUUCCAAUUUCAUGCAAGAGUUGACAAAUGCUAUUGUGAAAGUUGUUUUAUGAUAGAAGUUGCAAUUUCAAUUUUUGUUUUGGGAUGAAUUUAGAUUAGGUGCAAAUUAGAAAUGUUUUAUAAGGGGUGUAUGUUUUUAUUCAUAGAAAAAUCUAAUUUCCAUCCUAAAUCACUUAUUGAAAAAUGAAAACCCUCCAACACAUUUUUGGGUAUUUUUGCAAGGUUUCAUUUACAUAGUUUCAUACUGAAACACAAACAUUGUAUAUUUAUUCUGAAAAUGCUAAGACGCUUAUCUUCUUUCAUUCCUGUUUUCAUACCUAGGUAUAUAAAUAUAACUUGAUUGAAGUUAUUUAACAUAAAAUAAUUUCAUUCCUUCUAAUCUGAUCAGCCAACCUUGGUUAAUUUGUCAUCCACUGGAAUCAUAUAGUAUCCAUAUUGUUAAGUGGUUGAAGAAAAAGAUCACAAAUUGAUUUAUUAGUACAUAAUGUGUAAUAUUGUAAUGUAUGUGUCUUAUAUUUUUUUCUUCCCUUUUUUAUUUGAUUGCUCAAUGAGACAUAAAAGUAACAUUCAAAAUUUUAGAAAUCCUAGCAUAAAAUAUAUAUUAGUAUUAUUUAUCAUACACCCUGUACUCCUCAAUUUGUAGAGUUGCUCACUUUCUAUUUCACCUUUUUUUAUUAUUAUUAUUGAAAAAUGUAAGAUUUUAUACUUUACUAAGUAUAGUCCAGUUAAUAAAUAUUGCUGGUAUCAGAUCACAGUUUUGCACUUCAUAAAUUACAUUGGUCAUCCAGCUGGACUAAACUCUACUGUGUGGUCAUCCAUCUGGACUGAACUCUACUGUGUGGUCAUCCAGCUGGACUAAACUCUACUGUGUGGUCAUCCAGCUGGACUAAACUCUACUGUGUGGUCAUCCAGCUGGACUAAACUCUACUGUGUGGUCAUCCAGCUGGACUAAACUCUACUGUGUGGUCAUCCAGCUGGACUAAACUCUACUGUGUGGUCAUCCAGCUGGACUAAACUCUACUGUGUGGUCAUCCAGCUGGACUAAACUCUACUGUGUGGUCAUCCAGCUGGACUAAACUCUACUGUGUGGUCAUCCAGCUGGACUAAACUCUACUGUGUGGUCAUCCAGCUGGACUAAACUCUACUGUGUGGUCAUCCAGCUGGACUAAACUCUACUGUGUGGUCAUCCAGCUGGACUAAACUCUACUGUGUGGUCAUCCAGCUGGACUAAACUCUACUGUGUGGUCAUCCAGCUGGACUAAACUCUACUGUGUGGUCAUCCAUCUGGACUAAACUCUACUGUGUGGUCAUCCAGCUGGACUAAACUCUACUGUGUGGUCAUCCAGCUGGACUAAACUCUACUGUGUGGUCAUCCAUCUGGACUAAACUCUACUGUGUGGUCAUCCAGCUGGACUAAACUCUACUGUGUGGUCAUCCAUCUGGACUAAACUCUACUGUAUGGUCAUCCAUCUGGACUAAACUCUACUGUGUGGUCAUCCAUCUGCACUAGUCUGUACUGUCUGAUUACUGAGCUGUACUGUAUGGUCAGCCAGCUGGACUGUGUGCUUACUGAGGUGGACUAUUCUCUACUGUAUGGCCACUCAGUUGGACUAAACUCUAUUGUGAGGUCACAUAGCUAAGCUAGUCUCUGUGUGCUUCUAUCCAGCUGGACUAGUCUCUACUGUGUUGGAUGAGAUACUUAUCUUUGGUUGUUAAGUCUGCUCAAACUACUGCAAAAAGCUCUUAUUUCAGCAGAUACUUUUUAUGUACUUUCAAAUACUAAUGUGUUCAAGAUGUUGAAUUAUUGAAGUCAUGAUAUUCAAGUCUUGAGGUGUUGUUGUCUGUCAUAUUGUUUCCCUGAUUUAGUUAUCCUUUAUCGUAGAAAUUGUUUUAACUCAUUCACCCCUGAAUUUUUAUAAUGAACUAUUCCAACCUUUGAAUUAGAAGAGUUCAAAUGUGUCUUCAGGGUGAAUGAGUUGAUGAUCACAAAUCUGUACGAAAAAAAUCCUUGUCUAAUCAGAAGCCUGGUUGAUAAAGAAAUUGAAACAGAAGUUUAGGCAGGUGAGGUCCUACUUCAUACAGUGACUUGUGUUAUCUGAAGAGCAUGUCUUUUCUAGCAUACAUACCUGCUACUGUAUACUAGGAGACUUUCGCCCAAUCAAAUAUUCACCCUUCAUCAGUAAAAUCUAUAUUCAUCUAGUGUGAAUUUCGCCCUUCAGGUAAUUACUAUAUAGAGUAUACAGAGUACUGAUAUUCAUUGUCUAAAUUCACCCUCCGUUCUAGAGAGUGAAGAAGACAAUCAUUAGACUGUGGCAAACAUUUCCAAGUAAAUGGUAUUGUUUACUUUAGUCAGGUUUCACAAUGUAUGGAAAUUGAGCAUUCAUAAAAUAAUUUGGGAUAUGAUAAUGAUGACCAUUUCCACUAAUAAUAUUUUCUGACGACCAGGGCCUAGUUGUUCAAAAGGUGAUUAGCUUAAUCAGUGAUUGGUGCAAGUUUUAGUAUGUGUAUAUCUUAUAACACACAAGCAUUAACUUA